GAUUGCAAGGGCGAGCAAACUGAAACUUCUGAAUCCAUGACCAUGGUUGAGAAGGAGAGUUUCUCAAAAAAUGGCUUGUUAUAAAAGUGAUAGUCCUCCAAAGAAAUCUUUUGUCUGUCGUAAAACUCAAUCUUUUUCUAUAUUGUGUUUGCAAAACGAAAACUCAAAUCAAAUGUCCUCAAAGCACGUCUCUGCAAGCAUUGCGUCUAACCUCGAAUUUUUGUGUUGACCGGGUCUUACAGAUUUAGAUUCCACUUCUAGCGGAAACCCCUUUGCUUGUUGCCCGCUUGGUUUCUUUAAAUCUUUGCUCUUCGUGAAGACGGUCAGCACGCUCAGCUCACACAGGAGAAGACCCGAACAACAUCUUUCGCCCCCCGGUGUAAGUACUGAUAUUUUGAGUGCAUGUGCGACGAAUUGCACCUGAUCUCAUUCGCAGUCAGAGCCAGUGAACGUUUCCGGAGUGUGGUGGACGAACAUUUCCGCCGACGGGCUGCCAGUAUCGGGGUCGCAGUUUUCUUUACGCUCGCCGCACAUUUGCUGCCAGUUUUGAUUUACUUUCUGCAAAAAUCCUCCAACAGCUUCCCGACCCGUGCGAGUAGAUUUGCCGGCACAGUAAGUAGUUCUCUCGACGACACCGACGAGUACUAGAGGAACAAAGUAGAACUGCGGGAGCAGCAACCGACGAGGCUUGUGAGGACCGCGUCAAUUUUCCCAUUGCGUUCUCCACCUUUCCUUUGCGUUUGCGAGGUAAUACUCGUAGAGCAGCCAGACCUCCGUGCCUCGUGUCUCUGUAACUAAAGAGGACUAGUCAGCAAUCUUCGUCCUAGCGUUGUUUUUUUGGCCAUCAUGGCCAUGACGAGCAAGGCAGAUUUCGAUUCGGUCUUGCACGACCGGUCGAAAACCAAACCAACCGCUACUGCUCCGCUAGCGAACAAGAACAUGAGCAAUAAUAAAGUGGCGUCGACGAUCAACAACAAGAUGCUGGGCGGGUCUCCCGGUUUACAGCACCAUCGGCGGGCGGCCCAACUGUCGAAGCGGGGUGUAGUGGUCCCGUCUGCUACGCUGGCCGGUGCAGCUUCCUCGUUGAAGAACAAGGACCUUGUUCAUGUGGACGGGGCGGAGCCGUUCUCCUUUGUGCACGAUGCGCUUUUGCACGGGUACGGUCGCGUAGAACUCGUCGGGUACGUCUUCUGCCUCUGCCUCUUGAAGCUCGAGCAAACCCUAUCAGAGUGCACAACUCGUCCCUCUGUUUCCCUCGUCUCAUUUGUCAUGCUGCAAAAUGCCAAAUCCACCGCCACCCUCUGCCCUUUGGCACUGCUUGACAGACAGGUGUCCGAAGGCGAAACAGCACUACUAGAAUCGGUCGUGGUGAAUUUGUCAUGCGGGCACUGCAUCUAUUACUGUUUCUGUGUCAGCGCUUUUAAAUUGCUGCAGAAAUAAAGUUGUUGCCAUCCAAAUGAGGGACGAGCGUGGGACGAGUUAGGCACUCUCAUAAACCCUGGCGCUGGAUCUGAUGGAAUCCGACACACGAAAGCUGGUCUUCGUGUUUCUCACUGUGGCCUGGGUCGCCCAAGUGUAUCGGCGCUUUGUGCAGUGGACGGACAGAGUGGAGGUGGUUGCUGCGAACAAACGACAGAAGACCGGAGUUCUUGCCGUCGGUCGUGAACAAGGUGCAACUAAUCCUGCGACUACUUCCAGUGCCGGUCCUGGUACAACUACCGUGCCGGAGCAAGGUCAGGAUGGAGCAAGUGAGGCUGCAACUACUGGUUGCAUUAAUAGUACCACAUCGAACGCAGAUCAACAUCCGGACGCAGGAGUAGAGCAGGUUAGCCUCCUGCGGAAGCUUUCUUCGGCCUCGUCCUCACUCUCUGCGUCGGUUGCCCGUGCUGCUGUGAGUGGCAAAAACAUGCUGCUCGGUCGUGGAGCCUCGAAAACAAGCGGUGACAAAGACAAACUGACCAAAGCCAAGGAGUGGGCAAAGCGCAUGGAUCAGAUCAAGGAAAAGAAGAAGGCCGCAAAGAAACAACAAUUGCUAGUACUGCAAGAACAGACCACGCACACCGAACAAGAGAAGGCCCCGGAAGCAGCGGAUAGUACUGGCAAGAAGACGCGUGUUGAUGGAUUAGAGGUGGAGCAGCAGAGUUCAACGAUCGGACCAUGUUCGACGGCGGAGAAGGUAUGUUCUUCUUCUUUCGUUGACUGCUCUUGCAGCUUUUCGCAACUUGUACAGCAUCACCGUGCUCCUGCAAAAAUAAACUAAGUACAAGUAGGUGAAUGUAGAUGUAUAUAACAUUACAAAUAAAAAAGCCAACAUGAUAUAAAAACGAUGGAUAGGUUCAGACGAGUGGCUUCUACAUCUAUGUGGUCGCUUAAUUUUUAUGAUAAAAUAUAGAAAUAAAAUCAAAACAACGAAACCUCAACAAGGUGCAGCCGCUGCCGGCCCAGGAACACGAGUUGCGGGAGCGCUGUGCGCGCAAGGGCCGUAAGGAUGAUGACCUUGAGGAUCCCCGUGUCGUUGAAUAUGCGAAGAAGCAGCAGGAAAGCUCGGGAACUACGAAGGUUCUCCUCUCGACGUCCACGACUGUCAAAUCGGUCGACGGUGCUGGAGCCUCGGACAACAAGACUACAACCGACUUGACACCAGUGUCCCGGUCGCGGUCCGCGAGUCGCGCUGGCGAGCGAGCACGACAAGAACUGGCAUUCGACGAGAAGAAUGUGUCUCCGGCUAAGGGCAAGACGUCCAAGCGGGGCGUCUCCGCAUCAAACAAAGCCGCCAAGAGUUCCUGCCAGGAGACACCGGGAACGUCUCCGGCUGUAGUCGUUUCUGGUGCUGCCGCUGCACCAGCGGUGGCGACCCCCGCUCAGGAUGUCGAAUCUGCAACGGAAAAGAAAAAGCGAUCCGCGAAAAAGAAGAACAAAAGUGCGCAGGACAAGGAUCUGCUGAAAGAGUUCUGGGACGAGGAGGCAGUGGAAGACGUGGUAAUGGAUAUGAAAGUGCUAAUCUGGUUCGACUUCAGAAUAUGUUUCUGUUUGUGUUUCGACCGAGCCGCGGCGGCGCUUAAAAAAGAAGCUCGUCAUUCCCACAAAAAAUAUCUUCUGCUUUUCAGGUCGAUCAAGUUAUCGAGGGCGAGGGAGACUUUUGCGAGGACGGGAUUCCACUUUCGCCUUGCGAAGUUCCCGGGAUUCCAUUUGUGUCUCCUUCCCUCGGAAGGGGUGUGUCUCUGGGAAUUCCGUCUUCAUUUCGCCUUCCCUCGGAAGAUCCAUCCGUCCCUCUCGGAGUUACAUUCCCGUUUCGCCUCCUCUCGGGAGACCCAUUGCGCAUGGGAUUCCGUUUCCACUUCGCCUUCCUGGGGAUGGUGUCAGUCUCGGGGGAUUCCGUUUCGCCUUCCUGCGGAGGGUGGUCUCAGGGAACUCCCUUUCGCCCUCCUGUGGAAGGUGUCUCGGGGGCCUCCAUUUCGCCUCCCUUGCCCUUCGGCAGGUCUCUCCGGGGAUUCUAUUUCGCCCCCUUCGGAAGGAAUCUUUGGGGAUUGGCAGGGAUCUCAUCUCUGGGAGUUCCAUCUUGUCUUCCCGGUGUCCGGGGUUUCCGCCUGCAGCACUUCUAAGGGGCCGAGGCUUUGCCUCAGUCAGGUGUUUGGCAUUUGCCAACCUUGGCCCCUUCGCCUUGGGGAGAUCCGGCGGGGCGUUUACCUUCGGAAGCGCCGAAGCCUUCACCUUCGGAGGCCCCGAAGCUUCUUUGGCUUCGGCAGCCCCAGAUGUCUCGCCUUCGCAAGCUCUGGCGGGUCUCUCCCCGGCGGAAGGUCCGCAGCUUGGUUGCCUCUCGAGGGACUCUGAGUUGUUUACUUCCUGGCUGGCGCGAAGCUUUCGUCAUCGACUCCAGAUUGAUGAAUGGCCCGAGCUUAUUUACACCUCCUGCGCGACAUGGGCUGUUCGGGGUGUUUCUGUGCCCGGGCUCGCCGAGGCGUUUUGGAUUCGGUUUCGGGGCGCGCAAGUUUGCCGCUGUCGGAGGCUGCGCGCGUGUGCUUACAGUUUUUGCGCCGGGGGCCCCGGGUUUUUUCUUUUUCGUCCCGGGGCCUUGUCACAUCCACGCCCCGGGGCCCCGGAACAUGCAUAGCCCGUCCUCGGAAGGCGGGCCAGCCUUCUGUAAAGGUAGGCGGGGGGCCCGAAGCAUGGAGCCUUCCCUUCUGGGGAGACCCGAGGUUUUGCCUUCCGUGAAGCCAGGAAUUGAAUUCCGCUGGUGCCGGCAGGGCUGCAAUUUUAUUUUUUCUCCUCGGGAGAGCAGAUGGAGAUGCCUGCCGCCCCGGGGGGAUCUAGGAGAGCUCUCCGCACCUUUGGAAGAGGCGCGCUACGCAUGGGAGCCCUGGGCAUGCCGGGCUCCCUGACGGGCCGUGCGUGGUGAAUAACGUUUGGCAGUGGGGAUGAUGGGCAGUGCUUCUGGCGGAAACGGGAAACAGGACAUUCAAUGUGAUCCCACAUAAUGGGAUUCCAGGGACCAACUUGAUUCCACGCAACUUGAUUCCAGGACCCAACUUGAUUCCAGUCAACUUGAUUCCAGAACCCAACUUGAUUCCAUUUAACUUGAUUCCAGUUACCAACUUGAUUCCAACAAUUUGACCAACUUGAUUCCUUGGACGUCCUUUAUAAUUCAUCAUCAUCAGGUCGAUCAAGUUAUCGAGGGCGAGGGAGACUUUUGCGAGGACGGUUUCGUGACGAGCAAAAAUCUGGAUACUGGUACUUACUAUAAUACUUUGGUGUACGUUCUCCUAUCGUAUCAACAUCAAGAUGUGAUGAGUUAAAUCAUUCGAUAUUUCGUUUUCGACGUGUUCUUUCUCAUGAUGAUGAUGCAGCAUGAUCAUGGCACGGCUUGACGAGCAGCGUUGAUUCUAGAAGUUCGAAUAUUCGCUCCAAACUGUGACAACACUACCAGUUUCCAAAUCGGGUGACGGCGUCGUCGACAGCGCCAAUGUGGUGGAUGCAAAGGAGGAAGCGGAGCGCAGGGAGAAGGCCAGACAGGAGCGCGAAGCUGCUGCGUUGGAGACCUGGCGAGCGGAACGUGAGAAGCAGAAGCAGCUGGAAAGCAAGAAAAGUACACGCGGCGAAAAAUUUUCAUUUAUUUGUCCGAUAUUCGAUUUGAUGAUGCUUAGUUGGCAUUAGUAGUACCCCUCGGUGCUUACUAGCUGUAUAUUGGAUGCAUUCGCAGUCAACCGCAUCAUGGGAACGGUCAUUAUAUUAUUUGUAUGCGCCUUUGCGAGUCAAACAACUAGAUGCAAACCCUUCCAACUGAGAUAUUCAAAAGCAAAAAGCACAUUUCCUCUCUUCCCCAGGUGGUAUGGUCGCCGCUGGGAGCAGUGCUGAGAAGAAGCAAACCACAAAGUUGCCCGAGGAACAGCACUUCUUGAAGUUGCAGAAGAAGCUCCUGCAAAUCCGCAAGAUCGAGGAGCGGAUUGAAAAGGGAGAGCAACUGGAGGAGUUGCAGAAGGACAAGCUGAAGCAGAAGCCGGGCCUCGUGGAAGAGGUGGAGCAGGCGCGCAAGGAGUGGCAGGCAGCGGAGGAAUUGAAGCGGCAGAAGAACAUCCUUCGCCAGAUGGAGACCAUUUUGAACGAGCUCAGCCCGAGUGCGCAGAAAAAGAAGAAGCGACCGUCGAUGGUGUCCAACGGCGGGAACGAGGAGAGCGCCAAAAAUCCCGGCUCGAUAUCAAAUGCAAAUAUGCCUGGGUCUGGAAACUUGUGAUGCUAAAAUGUGAAUGAUGGAAACAGUCGCGAAUGCGCCCUGGCAUGACAACUUUCCAGAACGCUUUCUCAUGGACAAUCCGCAUCAGAAACUGCGCGUUUGCAUGUACAAAAGAGGCUGCGACUAUUGUAGGUUAUGCAAUACAGAUUUCCUAGGUGUGGAAAGUUAAGAAUGCCACCCUCGAUUCUUCACCCCCAGGGGGUUGGGGUCCCCUCUCCCAAUGUGUAUUGGUUGAGGACUGCCCCCUUCAUCCUAAGUGCCAUCAGCCAUGGUAUCUGGAAAGUUAGCAUUACAAGUUCCACCCUUCCACCAGACCCCGACAUAUUUGCAAUGCAUACUCCAGAAGAAAUUCCAACGUCCACGCCGAUUCGACAUCUUACCAGAAGUCUUCGACAAAGGACAAGCAGCGCCGCAAGAGCGGUGGUACUUUAUUCCUCUAUGUUUAGUACUAUCAUCUCAACAACGAUCAGAAAAGGAUAAAGAGCGUUUGGAUCUGAUAAUUAAUUCGAUUUCGACAUUGGAUCACAUUGGUUUGUUGAAAAUGAAAUAUUUUGAAGAUGCUGCAGUGACUCUAGAAUUUUUUGCAUUGAUCAAAAAAUUGCAACAGUGACGCGGACGUUUUUCGACCCGAGUUUGGAACAGGCGAAGAAGACAACCGUGCCGAAGCUCGAAGAUUUCCCCAGUCUGCCCAACGAGCAGCAGCAGGAAAAGGUGGUCGCUGUCACCGAAGACCUGUCCACCAUGCUGCAGCCCUCCGAACUCUCCUUCAACGAUGACCAGAACACUACCGCGUCCUCCUGGGCGGCGAAGUUGCGCCCCGCAACAGAGAAGGGUACUGACAGAAAUUAUAAUCGAAUAAGUAGCAGAAGCAGUCUGCGUCUCGUCCUCGUUCUAGUUCCGAACUGUCCUUGCAUUGCUUUUCGCCGUUUCUGUUUUUCUUUGAUGCUCUGUUUUAUUACCCGGAUCUUGUUCUGGUCAACUGUUUAUUUGAAAUUGAAAUAGAUGUUCAAUUAUGCCGCAACUACCAGAUGCGGGCAAAGCUGGCCUUGGCGGUCCGCAUGCGGACGAGAUCGAUGACGGGGACGAAACUCCGCCUCCGCCGCCUCCCGAGGAUGACGAAGAUGAGGACAACAUCAACGUUGCGCAGGCCGGCAAGGGAUCUGCAUCUGCAACGAGCAAGGCCGCUUUCGCGGACGACGCCGGCAACGGCAAGGGCGGGCGGCAACGCGCGCUGCAGCGGGGCUGGAAGCAGCACUACACCACGUUUCAGGAUUUGCAGGCCGACCGAAAGCGGGACGUCGUCUUGAGUUCCUCCGCCAAGAAGAAGCACCGGGAGACCCGCCGGGCGGUCUCGCACUCCCCACCGUCCCACGAAGGACAGGUCUGGAUGACGCAGCACAAAUAUCACGAGUACUCUUUUUCAUUUUCAUUUCUACUUUUGUCUUUCGAUUAGGAUUCAGGUCGAUGCUGAUCUUCUUGUGUUGUAUCACUAUCAUCGAUUUUCUAGCGUAUCUAUCAUUUGAAGACAAUUAGUGGCACAACAUUUAUCUUCUGUGUUGGUGCUUCUGGUGUCGGAGGAAGUAGGACGCUGUAACCAAAAACGCUUGCAUCUCUACUUUCAGUUCCUGGUACCGCGCUCCGUGGUACGACGGGUGCAAAGGCGGUCUGCCGCCGUCCUCGAAAAACGGCAACGGUGCAACGGUUUGCUCGACGCCGGGGAAGAGCGGUGCUGGUAAGGGUGCAGCUGCGUACCAUGGCUACAACAACCCCGGGGGCUCCAAAGGCGGCUUCUACGGGACGUCGAACAAGGGCGGCGGUAGUUACUACGGGGGUGGGAACAAGGGCGGGAAAUUGAUGAACCAGUACUACGGCAAGAGCGUGGGUGGCUGCACAUCAGGCUACGCGUCUGGCUAUGGCGGGUACGGUUACCAGAGCGGGUCGUUGUCCCAACCGAAGCAGGGCACGCGGCAGGCGCGGAAGUGGAACAUGUACUUGGGGGACUCGGAUCUCUUUGACACCUCUGACUGCAGUGUGAACGGCUUGAUGUUUACGCCGAUGCGCCCGAACUGCUGGGAUGGUGCCCGGCAGCUCGAUCUCUCGGGACUUGACACAGGGAAUAUUAAACCGGACGAGCAGGAGCCGCCCCCGGAUCCCCCCGCGGCAGAGGAUCUCGACCAGGUUUCUACACAUAGUGAUAGUCCUUUUAGUCACUGUUUUGCGAAAAUAAUGAUAAAAGUAAAACAACAUAAAUGGCUUUUCAACAUGGUUCUGGUUGCGCAAGAACUUUUCAUGGACAUCACAUGGAGAGCAUGAGAAAAGUGAUCUACUUGAAGAUUCUAAAAUGGAGCACUGCCACUGUUCACUUUCUUCUUGCUAGUUAAGUACCACGCAACUAACCUCACAGAGCGCGAACCAAAUUCCGGGUCCACCAGCGAUUACGGACGAAAUGGCAACGGCCUUAGAAGGCCCACUGGCAAUGCCGACAGGGGAGCAAGUGCUGGACCUGAAAAACAGCCCCGCGCCCGCUGGUGCCUCCAAACAAGGUACUUCUGCGCGUCAUUCCCAUGUCAGACACGCUCGCGUUAAAAGGUGAAUUUAUAUAAUUAGUACUGUGCGCACUAUGCUGGUUUUGUUUCGCUAAAGGCGACAAUUUACUGAUCAAAAAAUGAUAAAGUGGAAGAUGAAAAGGGUCAGGGACGAAAAAUAUCGGGAACCGCAUCACUUCUUACGCAUAUGGUUUAAUUUUGAUAUCCCGGUCGCUAUCGCACCAAAAUCGACAACAGGAAGGAGUGGCGGCAGUGUCCCGGGCUCUCCCGGUGACCAGCCAUUUGCGGACGAGGGGGUGGAUUGCGACAACACAUGCGCUGGGGUCGCGUUGGGCUGUGCCGUCGCUCCUGCGAUUCCGAUCGUUACCACCACUGAUUCUACCACAUGGGACGUGAGUUGGAAUUAAGCAAGGACAUGAUCAGGACAUUGCUUUCAGUCUCGGUUGUCAUCUUCGCCGACGGUUAACGAAGUUAAGUAAAGAGCGGACUCGACCCGCCGCAACUACUAAUAUACCACAUGUUUUUAUCUCGAGAGCUUGCUUUCUUCGCUUUUUUUCACAACGAAAACGAUAUAGAACAACUUUUUUUACCGAGUCAAUGAAUCGAUACCACGCGCCACAAGGCUAUUUUCUACAGAACUAUGUGCUACACUUGUCUUCUGACGUUGUACAAGAUGGAACGCCGCGACCUAAUAUGGUCGCGGUACAUCAUCUUGUAGGCUCUGCUUUGAAGUAGCAGUUUGGCAUUUAGUAUGCGCGGCACCGGCGACGGUCCAGAAUUUUCAAAUGAAAAAUUUACAAAGCUAAGCUGUCCAUAGGUACCCUGUUAUCCUCUUUCCAUAUGAACACCUUAUCUACCAAUUAGUUUCUACAACCUCGAGUACUUUUUCUCCUAUCGGAUAAGGAAAGCAUCAAACAACAUGGUUUAUGUUUUAUGAUUUUCAUUUUUUUCUUUUUGUCAGAUAUGCUGGACUUCGGCUUCGGCUUCGCUUAAGUACGCCCACCUAAACGUUCGAUUUUUCUCUUGUUCCCUACUUGGUUUUCAACUUGCUGCCGUGUUUAAUGACAAAACUUUAAAUUGUUUCAUUUACAGUCUGUACGUUAGGAGAAAGUUGGCGAAAUAGCGACUCCAAAAAUGGAAAAUGGAAGUGAUAUCGAGGACGAGAAGUUGAAGUCAAGUUCUGGCCAUGCUUCACCCUUAUCAGUAUUUUACAAUUAUUUUUUUACAUUUUUCUUUUACUUUUUUACAUAAAAAAUACUUCAAUUUUGUCCGCGUUUGAACGAUGCCUGUUUCGGCAUCAGAAUUUCAACGUGAAUUUGAUUUACACCGAGCAUGCGCAAUAGUCUGUUGCUGACAGGCUUAUUUCUGAAUGCGACGUGUAAUUUCAAGUUUUUCAUUUCAAUCCAAAACAAUCUCAAUGAAAACUACAUAAGAUAGACUCCCCUGUACAGCAGCUCAGAUGUGCCUUUCCUAUUUUUUUUUCGCAGAAGUGUGUUGCGAUUUCUGAUUUUCAUCAGAUUUUUUACGACAAGCAUCGGCAGAAAGCAACCGAUAUUGUUGAUUUUCCAAAUAAAAAAAGAAAAACAAAAAAUCAAACAAAGACGCCAGCAUGUUCUCGUAGCUUUUUUCGAAGGAUAGGAGAAAGGCAAGCAUGAAAAAUUUGCUUGAAAAUCGUCCUGUUCCGGUGGGUGUAGUUUGCUGAAAAAGAUGAGCUUUCAUUCUGGC
Amoebophrya sp. A120 is the source of this 9999-nucleotide messenger RNA. The record is from the annotation of a GenBank genome assembly. NCBI's taxonomy places the organism in Eukaryota, Dinophyceae, Syndiniales, Amoebophryaceae.